Molecule: messenger RNA, 4704 nt
Organism: Rattus norvegicus (Norway rat)
Lineage: Eukaryota; Metazoa; Chordata; Mammalia; Rodentia; Muridae
Source: RefSeq, a predicted model, not a curated record
CGCCGGCGGAGGGACGGUGGGCUGCGGACGAUCGGCGCGUGCCGGGGUCGGCGGCAGCGGCGGCGGGGAGCGGCCGCUCAGUCAUUCGCGCUCCGCCUUCGGGCCCCCGCGGCGCGGCUGAGUAAAAAGGCAUCCAUUGUAAGUGUGUUGUUCCGUGUUUGUUAGAGAAUGGCAUUCCCUGUGGAUUUGCUGGAUAACUGCACACAUGAGGAAUUGGAAAAUUCUGCUGAGGAUUACCUCUCCAACUUACGGUGUGGGGACCCUGAGAAUCCAGAAUGUUUCUCUAUUCUCAACUUUACGAUUCCUGUGAGCCUGUCAAAUGUGGGCUUCGUACCUCUCUAUGGCGGCAAUCAGACCCAGAAGAUCCUUGCUCUCUUUGCGCCUGAGGAUUCACUUACAGCUGUGGCACUUUACCUUGUUGGUCAGUGGUGGGCCAUUGAUGAUCUUGUGAAAACAUCGGAACCUUCUAGAGAGGGGCUGAAGCAGGUGAGCACUCUUGGAGAAAGAGUGGUUCUGUAUGUUCUCAAUCGAAUUAUUUAUAGAAAACAGGAAAUGGAGAGAAAUGAGAUCCCAUUCCUGUGUCAUAGCAGUACUGACUAUGCUAAGAUUCUGUGGAAGAAAGGAGAGGCCAUUGGGUUUUACUCAGUUAAGCCUACAGGAAGCUUAUGUGCCUCAUUUCUUACCCAGAAUUACCAACUGCCAGUUCUUGACACAAUGUUUAUAAGGAAGAAAUACCGAGGAAAAGAUCUGGGGCUUCAUAUGCUGGAGGAUUUUGUUGAUUCGUUCACAGAAGAUGCACUUGGCUUACGGUAUCCACUGUCUUCUCUCAUGUACACAGCUUCCAAGCAAUACUUUGAAAAGUAUCCAGGAGAUCAUGAACUUCUUUGGGAAGUUGAAGGUGUGGGUCACUGGCACCAGCGAAUACCAAUCACUAGAGCAUUACAGAGAGAAGCUGUUAACGUUACAGAGAUUUCUCAAUAUGAAGCCAAAAGACCUGUGUCUGGAGAAUAUGGUCCUGCUGCUGUACCGGAGUGUGAACCUGGCUUGGGCGAGCGUCAGUGCAGAGAGCUGCAGAUCCAUUCCCUAAAAGAUGCCUUUGCUAGCACUUCUGAAGGUCCAGAAAAGACACCUGUUUCCACUCGUACUCGGAGCAGUCAUCUAAAGCGACCAAAGAUUGGAAAGCGUUUUCAGGAGUCUGAAUUUAGUAGUUCUCAAGGUGAAGAUGAAAACUCUGCCCAGACUUCACCUAUGGCUUCCGUAAACAAAAUAGAGUAUGCUGCAAGGACGUCAGAGAGCUCGGAGGAAGUCCCUGAGGAGGAGCCUGAGAAGAGAGUGGUUGAGUGUGAGGACGGGAGCAGUGAUAAGGACGCACGGCCUGCUCUGGAGACUCAGCCACGCCUACAGAAACAGGAUGGGGACAGGGACUCUGCGUUAGAGCCUGUGAAUGGUGAGGUAACAGAUGCUGCCCUCAAGACUUCCCUUGCAGCUGAAGAAAAUGACUCCAGCAGUGAGGGUCCUGAAGAAGAAAUUCCACCUUUAACUUCCAGUGGAGAGACUGGGCCUCCUGUUCCACGGGCAGCAGAGUCUUCAAAAGCACCCGAGGCUACACUAGACCAGACCUCACCUGUUACUGACGCAGAAAUGUUGACUGAUGAAGGCCCCUCUAAUGAUAAAGGUCAUACUGAAGAAAAUCUGUCCCCAGUUUCAAAAAAGAAAACUAUUUUGGGGAGCUCAGACAAUGUUGCCACUCUAUCAAAUGAAGAAAAGUCAGAUGGUGACUUUCCAAAUUCUGUGGUAGCAGAAUUUCCUGAAGAACCAGUCUCUGAGAAUGUAUCACCCAACACUACUUCCUCAGUGGAAGACCAGGGUGAGGAGGGGGUACCUGAAGCCCAGGAACCAUCGGCUACUCAGAGUUCUCUGAUAGAGGUAGAACUUGAAGACGUGCCAUUUCCACAGAAUGCAGGACAGAAGAGCCAGUCAGAGGAGCAGUCUGAAGCAUCUUCUGAGCAACUGGAACAGUAUGCACAGUCAGCAGAGAAAGCCGUGGAUAGCAGCUCAGAGGAGAUUGAAGUGGAAGUUCCUGUAGUAGACAGGCGCAGUCUGAGAAGAAAGGCCAAAGGACAUAAGGGACCUGGCAAGAAGAAAGCCAAGAUGACCUGAAUGGAGGAGAGACGUGGUUGAUAAAUACGUUUGUUGUUGUUGAUGUUGUUUUUAAACUAUGGUUAAUUAAUAAACAGCAUGGGGCACAGGACAAAUUUUAAAAUUUCAAUUUGAACCUACAGAUACAGGUUUUCUUUUUCUUUUAGAACGAGGAUUCGCCAUUCAUUUUCAUUUUUCAGGCUAUUUUCUGUAACUUUUAUUUAUGAGCCAUGUGUCAAUUUUGGAAAUCCAGGUUAUAAUUUUCCUUCGGCAAGUAAAACAUCUAAUCAUUAAGAUUUUAAAAAGACAACUUAAAAAAACUGUUAGACUUUGAUCAUAGGAAUCUUUUAUACUACUGGUUUUAAUGGUAAAACUUGGUAAGGAUUCUUAAAGUUUUAUCUUAGUAUCAGAAUCAAUCUCUGUCCUUAAGUGUAGGCAUACCUAAACAAAAUGUCAGUUAACUAAUAUAUCAGGAGAACAAAAUGAGAAACUUGUGAUCAGUGGUUUAUGAAGAUGAUUGUUUUUGUUUUUACUUCUUAAUGUUAGUUGUAGGUGGAGUUCUUCAAGCCUCUGAGUAGCCUAGACUUCAUAUCAUCUGGUGUUAAUAGUACUAUUAAAGAUGUAACUGGUAUGUGGGUACAUAAUUUCAAAUUCCACCUGAAGUAUUAGUUUGCUAUAAUUUUUUCUAUAUAUAUUUGUAGAUGCUGAAAAGCUUAAGUAUGCUUUUAUCUUUUAAAGACCUCAAGUCAUUGAAUUUAGCAUUCAGUUUAACUUGGACUGUGGUCCUGAUCACAGGUAGUACAGAAGUAUAGGCCCCUUCCUAAGCCUCCUUAAUUCUACUGCUGUCUAACUCACUGUGACUCUCAUAUCAAAAGACCUCCAUCCAGCUUGCCAGUACACCCUUGUGUCCAUUUUUGGAUAGGUCUAGAACUCUGUCCGACUACCUGUAGAGCUAGGUGGAAGGAGUAAAGCUGCCCUAGGAGAUGUACAAAUGCCUACACUCUGAUUCUGCUGUCCCUUUGGGUCUUGUGUACUUUAGAUGUCUUCAGAGUACUGGCUGUAGGCCAAUCUGUAUGUGCACUUUAUUGCUAUGGCAAGAGCAUUUGAUUUUUUUGUUCUAAGAUGGUUUCUCUGUAUAGCCUUGACUGUCCUGCUCUUGCUCUGUAAACCAGGCUGACCUCCAGCUCAGAUCUGACUGCCUCUGCCUAUUGAGUGUUGGGAUUAAAGGUGUGCAGCACCACCACCUGACUGUUUGAUAUUUUAGAAAUACUUUUAAAUUAACUAUUUAAUGACAAUUGUUAUUAAAAUGAACAAACUGGUUAUUCUUAGGGUUCAUAGAGAAUUGGUCACUUGGGAAAUACCAUGUCCUUUGAUUUGUAUUUUAGUUAGAGACUACUUUGAUACCAGUCAGAUUUGUUUUUGAAACAGCUUGAACUUUUGAGAUGAAUGUUGGGAAUUUGAAUCAUGAAGUGCUGUGAGUCUAUGUUCAGUCCAUUCAGUCUUCAGUCAGCUGAUUUGAUGUUUUUAUGUUUCAUUUAUUAGGGAUGCUGGUAUUUUAGAAAAGUCUAAUUAGUCAAGAUCUUUAAGCAGCAGACCAAAUAGUAAACCCUUUUAUGAAGUCAGAUCACUUGCACUUACCUGUUGUCUUGAUUUUGAUUAGCUGUUAGGUAAUUUCAUUCUAAGUGAAAAUUAUACUGACCAUUUUUCUUAGUAAAUGCUAAGUUAUAAAGUAGAUCUGACUAACUAGUGAAUUUGCAAGCGUGGAUGCUGUUUUACACAUUUAGAGAAACUUGUCAAUUUACAGAUAGUAACCGAAGGGUUUGUUAAGAUUUAGAAACUUCCAAAUUCUGUUUUUCAUUUUUAACAUUUAAAAAUUUCUUGGUACAUUGUUGUUUUGUUUUUUGUGGGCUAUUGUUCCCCUUACAUUACAUUCUUUAAAUGAGUGUUUUUAAGAGAUUGCACUCACUGGCAGCUCAAUGUAUGAAUAGUCUCUAGAGUUAAAAUAUUUACAUAUCACACUGGGUACUAGCAGUAUAAACUUACUUAUACUUCCUAAAUGUGUUUGCUAUAAAUGGGAUUCAAAGCAGUUUCAAAACAUUUUGUUCGGUAUACAAGAAAACUUGUUACUUGUCUGUGGCGUUAAAGUUUAUAUAGAGGAAAGUUAGGUCACAGGAAAAAUCUUUCAUAUUCAGUAACGUUUAUAUAAAAUUUGUAACAAAAUUUAUGUUCAGUAGGGAAUGUAAACAAAUGUGGCUUUUGCAAGGCAUGAGGACUACAGUGACGUCAAGCAGCGCUCUGCUGAGUGCUCAGUCAUAUUCUAGUCUCCUGUGAACUGGUACUGUUUCAGUCAUGAUUGUGGAGAGGGAAGCACCCUUCUAGUGUAUAUACAUAUAUAUUUCCUUACAUAACAAAGCAGAUGAGUAUUACCAGAAGUUUAGUUCUACUUUCACUUAGACCACACAAAAGUUUAUUUAAGAAUUUUAUUGUAAAGCUCCUUUAAAACUUUUAAAGAGAUUCUAUUAUGAUUUUUUUAAAUAAAACCAAAUGGCAUGACUUAGACUGUCA